GUUGUCGCCUCUCAGGAUGGCAUACCACAACGAUGGCUUCUCGUCUCAUCCGGAACCAGAAGAUAUUUCUACUAUAAGUGGGAACUUAGAACAUCUUUGUGAAGAAAAUCAAACAAGAAACAAAGUUAAAAAAGUUGAUGAUGAUGACGAUGACGAAUCUUUUUGGAUGGGCUGGUACCAGCAGAUGCGAUCGCAGUUCGGGCUCCACGACAACGGACUCAACCUGUCCGCUACGAUCCUCUUCAUCCUGGCACCGGCCCUCCUGUUACCAUCGCUCCUCGUACCCUCGCCGCCUCUCUUCGUCGCCAUCCCUGCCCUGGCCUGGACCGCGGGUCACCUCAGCGAGCUGGUAGGACUACCACCAACACCGAUGAUGCUGGUCGUUGGCGUCGCCUUCAGGGCUCUGGGGUGGUUCGAGCCCAGUCCGGUUUGGAGGCGGUUCAUCUAUAUGAGCAGAUACAUUGCUGUAGCAACAGUCCUUUCUAAAAGUGGUCUUGCAUUGACACGUUUUCCAAACAUUUCUUUGGCUAUAAUACCAUGUACAGCGGAAGCAGUUGGGAUAGCUGUCCUCUCAUACUAUUUCCUUGGAUUUCCAUGGCUCUGGGGAUUAGCUUAUGGAUAUGCAGUAAGUACAGCCUCCUCCAGUGUUAAUGCGGAAAAACUGGCACAAUUAAAAUCUGAGGGGUAUGGUCCUAAGGAAAUCUACCAGCUGAUUUUUCCUGCGUCCACAGUAGAAAACAUAUAUUCAAUCACUGGAUUUGCAGUUUGCGUAGCGAUGAUUUUUUCAGAAGGAGGUCAGUCAACGUUUCAAUAUUCACUUUAUAAAUAUAAAAUGAGAACUUUUAAUAAAGUAUUAUUAUUAAGGAAGAAGUAA
Molecule: messenger RNA, 874 nt
Organism: Nezara viridula (southern green stink bug)
Lineage: Eukaryota; Metazoa; Arthropoda; Insecta; Hemiptera; Pentatomidae
Source: the annotation of a GenBank genome assembly